UGAAAUAAGUGUCAUAAACAUCGCGUUGACUUGACGACAGUUUCGAUUUUUGAGGUUAUGUUGUCUUUUUGUAAUAAUAAGACACAAAAUAUCUGAUUAUCACUCAUAAAUAACAUAGUUUAAGCAAAUAACAUGGAAGCUGCUACUCUUCCAAAAAAGAAAAACACUAUCAGUAAAGGAAAACUAAAGAAAAGUAUAAAGAACGUGUUAUGUAGACCCGAUCCAGUGUUUUGGCCGGAGAUAACCGAAGACGAGGGAAAGAGACUUGAAUCUACGUUGAAAAAACAUAAAAUAGACAUACCAGAGUUCAAAAAACCUCAUUGGAAGACUUUAAAACAAAUCCCCAAGGAGAAACGUCCAAAACCACCACAGCUUAAAAAAGUUGAUGGUCUCCUACUUGGCAUAAGAGAAUGUACUGAAGCUGUACAAAACAAACAAUGUGCGGCUAUCAUCAUAGAAGCUAAAAUAAACCCAAGAAUGAUAGUACAACCUAUAUUAGAAAUGUGCAGAACAAAAGAUAUACCUGUUCUAUGUCUCAAUGACUUGAGGAAUGUCACAAGAAUAUAUUUUGGUGUACCAACAAGUUGCUUAGGUAUAAAAUGCAACAGCCUAUCAGAUGUUACUAAAGUAAUAGUUGAAUUAGCUAAAAAUCAUCCAAAACCUAAACUGAGCAAUGAUCUUAAGAAAGCCAAUAAGAUUGAAGUAGAAAAUAAGGCAAUAGCAGAGAAAAUGGACAUAGAAGUUUCGAAAGCCAGUGAAGUGACUACCUUUCAAUUCUUGUAUAGAACUAGUAAGAAAAAUCGAGUAUUUGUGCCAAAUGCUUCAGAAAAUGUUAAGCAACCAACUAAGUUCAUAGGACAAGACUUUAUAGAAUUCUCUGAAAAACCAAAACAAAAGGACAGUAAAGCGUACAUGAAAAUGAUAUUGAAGAGGAUAUCAAAUAAUCCUGAUAGGGUGAAAAAGAAAUAAAUAAUUCUAAUAAUAAAA
This is a messenger RNA of Helicoverpa zea (corn earworm), 987 nucleotides long. RefSeq lists its product as uncharacterized. Gene Ontology annotation, cellular component: nucleolar ribonuclease P complex; fibrillar center; ribonuclease MRP complex. Bases 133 to 969 code for a protein of 278 amino acids. The record is from RefSeq and is a predicted model, not a curated record. NCBI's taxonomy places the organism in Eukaryota, Metazoa, Arthropoda, Insecta, Lepidoptera, Noctuidae. The transcript is spliced from 3 exons. Gene Ontology annotation, biological process: tRNA 5'-leader removal. Gene Ontology annotation, molecular function: ribonuclease P activity; ribonuclease P RNA binding.